GUGAUGCUGCAGCGGCGGCCGGGCCUGGGGCUGCGGGCCGGGACCGGAACCGGGACCAGGACCGGGGCUGAGCGGCCGGCGGGCAGGCCCGAGCCCGGCUUCCAGGAGGGAUGCCUCCCGGCUGGACCCGCAGGAGCUGCGAGCGGCCGCCCUCACAAUGACCGCCCCGGCCGGCAGCCCCCCUCCGGGAGAGGCCCUGGGCCCCCCCGCGGCCCCCCAGGACGCCUGGAGGCCCCCGGCCGCGGGCUACGCGGGCGCCGCCCCCCGGCACAUCAGCCACCGCGCCAACAACUUCAAGCGGCACCCCCGGAGGCGGAGCAUCCGGCCCUCCCCGCCCCCGCCCCCCAACACCCCCUGCCCCGCCGAGCUGGGGGGCUUCGGGGACCUGCCCCCCCAGCGGUCCUUCCGGGAGCUGCUCUGCAACGGCUGCAUCCUCUUUGGCAUCGAGUUCAGCUACGCCAUGGAGACGGCCUACGUGACGCCCGUGCUGCUGCAGAUGGGCCUCCCGGACCAGCUCUACAGCCUGGUGUGGUUCAUCAGCCCCAUCCUCGGAUUCCUACUGCAGCCACUCUUGGGUGCCUGGAGUGACCGAUGUACCUCAAGGUUUGGACGGAGACGCCCUUUCAUUCUUGUCCUGGCCAUAGGGGCGCUGCUGGGCCUCUCGCUGCUGCUGAACGGCCGGGACCUGGGCGCGGUGCUGGCGGACGGGGCGGGCCAGCACCGCUGGGGCCUGCUGCUGACCGUGGGCGGCGUGGUGCUCAUGGACUUCAGCGCCGACUCCGCCGACAGCCCCAGCCACGCGUACCUCAUGGACGUGUGCGGGCCGGCCGACCAGGACCGCGGCCUCAACAUCCACGCGCUGCUGGCAGGCCUCGGCGGCGGCUUCGGCUACGUGGUGGGCGGCGUCCACUGGGACCGCACCGGCUUCGGGCGCGCGCUGGGCGGGCAGCUGCGCGUCCUCUUCCUCUUCACGGCCGUGGUGCUGGGCGCCAGCACCGCCCUCACGCUGCUCAGCAUCCCCGAGCGGCCGCUGCGGCCCCGCGCCGGGCCCCGGCCGGCCAUGAAGAGCCCCAGCCUGCUGCUGCCGCCCUCGCCGCCCGCCCCGGGCCCGGAGGCCGCCCCCGGCCCCCCCUCCGGCCCCUGCAGCCCCCCGUCGCCGCCCAGCCCGCUCACGCCCCGGUACGGCAGCCUCCUCAGCGGGGACGGCUCCCCGGCGGCGCUCAGCGCCUUCGCCUCGUCCUUCGCCGCCGCCCACAUUGACAGCGUCCUCAUCGACUGCUUCACGGGCGCCCCCGAGGCCCCGGGCUCGCCGCCCGCCCUCAGCCGCAGCUUCCCCCGGGCGCCCGCCUUCCCCCGCCCGGCCCCCGGCGGGGACGCGGGCGGCCUGCGGGUGGGCUCCCUGGACGCCCCCGCGCCGCGGGCGGCCGGCAUCCUGAAGAGGCCGCAGAGCCUGGCCCUCCCGGACGCGGCGGGGGGCCGGCCGGAGCCCGGCCGGAGGCGGACCGUGACCUUCAGCCAGCAGGUGGCCAACAUCCUGCUGAACGGCGUCAAGUACGAGAGCCAGCUGCCCGGGCCCAGCGAGCCGGGGCCGGCCCUGUCCCUGCGGCACCUCUGCACCACCAUCCGCCACACGCCCCGCGCGCUGCGCAGCCUGUGCGUCAACCACUUCCUGGGCUGGCUCUCGUUCGAGGGGAUGCUGCUCUUCUACACGGACUUCAUGGGCGAGGUGGUGUUCCAGGGGGACCCCAAGGCCCCGCGCACGUCGGAGGCGUUCCAGCGGUACAACAGCGGCGUCACCAUGGGCUGCUGGGGCAUGUGCAUCUACGCCUUCAGCGCCGCCGUCUAUUCCGCGAUCCUGGAGAAGCUGGAGGAGCGCCUGAGCGUCCGCACCCUCUACUUCGGGGCCUACCUGGCCUUCGGGCUGGGCACCGGGCUGGCCACGCUGUCCCGCAACCUGUAUGUGGUCCUGUCCCUGUGCGUCACCUACGGCAUCCUCUUCUCCACACUCUGCACGCUGCCCUACUCGCUGCUGUGCGACUACUACCAAAGCCAGCAGCUGCCAGUACUUCCUGGCCCAGAUCCUGGUGUCGCUGGUGCUGGGGCCGCUGACGGCGGCGGUGGGCAGCGCCCGCGCGGUGAUGUACUUCUCCAGCCUCGUGUCCUUCCUGGGCUGCCUCUACUCCUCCCUCUGCGUGGUCUACGAGCUGCCGCCCAGCGCGGCCGGCGAGGAGCACCAGCCCCUCCUGCUGGGCGUGUGACCGGCCCGGCGCCCACGGGCUGGAGCCGGAGGGAGCCGGAGGGCCUGCCGGCGGACAGGCCUCCAGUUGGAAUGCAAAUACGUGAAAAAACAAUAAACGGCAGCAGCAAAGCCUGUGUGUCUAGUGUGGCUCUCCUGGGAGUGAGAGGUCAUGGGGAGGGGCCUCUUUCCACGUGCACUUGGGGGGCAGGUGUAAAAAGUUGCUUUUUUGUGGGGAGUAUUACAGAUGCCCCCCAUCUUCCCCUGUGCCUCCUCUGCCCGCCCCGCCCCAGGCCUCCCCUCCCUGUCUGUGCCCUUGGGCCAGGCAUGUCUGUAUAUAAGUUCUUUGGUCCGGUUCCCCCUCCCGCCUCCUGAGGUCUUCAGUCUGCC
Pipistrellus kuhlii (Kuhl's pipistrelle) is the source of this 2626-nucleotide messenger RNA. It is a transcript of the gene SLC45A1, whose product is annotated as solute carrier family 45 member 1. The coding region runs from base 158 to 2611 and encodes 817 amino acids. Gene Ontology annotation, molecular function: sucrose:proton symporter activity. Gene Ontology annotation, cellular component: membrane. Gene Ontology annotation, biological process: transmembrane transport. The transcript has 9 exons. Lineage: Eukaryota; Metazoa; Chordata; Mammalia; Chiroptera; Vespertilionidae. The record is from RefSeq and is a predicted model, not a curated record.